AUGGCCGGCCUGGAAAAGGCGCUCUUCAACCUGAAGUUCACAGCUAAGCAACUGAAUCGACAAGCGGCGAAAGCGAGCAAAGAUGAGCAGACCGAGAAGGCGAAGCUGAAGAAGGCGAUCCAACAGAACCACUCCGACAUUGCAAAGAUCUACGCCCAGAAUGCGAUACGAAAGAAGAACGAAAACCUAAACUUGCUGCGGCUGGCAUCACGAAUAGAUGCGGUCAGCUCGAAGGUGCAGACAGCGGUCACGAUGCGGCAGGUGACGGGGAGUAUGGCGAAUGUAGUGAAAGGGAUGGACAGUGCGAUGAAGAGCAUGGAUCUUGAAAAGAUAUCGGCAGUCAUGGACCGAUUCGAGACACAGUUUGAAGACCUGGACGUGGCAACAGGCUACUACGAAAACGCCACAUCCUCCGCGACAGCCGUGGGCACACCUCAAGAAGACGUGGACAAGCUGAUGGGGCAAGUGGCCGACGAGGCGGGCGUGGAGCUGUCGCAAGAGAUGCAGGGAGCAACGCCUGCGAAUGACAUCAGGGCGCAACCGGAGGAGGAGAGGGAGGACAAGCUGGGCGAGAGAUUGCGUGCUUUGAGGAGUUGA
This is a messenger RNA of Saxophila tyrrhenica, 597 nucleotides long. RefSeq lists its product as uncharacterized. The transcript has 4 exons. Bases 1 to 597 code for a protein of 198 amino acids. The record is from RefSeq and is a predicted model, not a curated record. NCBI's taxonomy places the organism in Eukaryota, Fungi, Ascomycota, Dothideomycetes, Mycosphaerellales, Extremaceae. Gene Ontology annotation, cellular component: multivesicular body; ESCRT III complex. Gene Ontology annotation, biological process: late endosome to vacuole transport; endosome transport via multivesicular body sorting pathway; protein transport.